Dibothriocephalus latus is the source of this 219-nucleotide messenger RNA. The record is from the annotation of a GenBank genome assembly. Lineage: Eukaryota; Metazoa; Platyhelminthes; Cestoda; Diphyllobothriidea; Diphyllobothriidae.
AUGCCCAAGCGACCCCAACUACGCUCCAUAUAUCCGCUCACCGUUGUGCAACUUGAAUCUUAUGUCGAUGGGCUUCAGCCUGACCCAUACAAAUACCCUACAAAAUCAAUCGAAAAAAGAUUUGGUGACCGUGUUUACCUAGUUGAAGUGGGCUUCCGUCUGCCGUUCGAAAUUGAAGAACCUGGCGUGAUAAUCCUCAAUGUUACCUACGAGUACUGA